Moneuplotes crassus is the source of this 1932-nucleotide messenger RNA. The record is from the annotation of a GenBank genome assembly. NCBI's taxonomy places the organism in Eukaryota, Ciliophora, Spirotrichea, Euplotida, Euplotidae.
AUGGGAAAGAACAUUCUCAAGAAAAGUUCGAAGUACAUCCUCGAGAAGGUCAGGGAUAGGGAUAUGUAUCCAAGACCAAUAGCGUUUACUUUCAAAGGGAAAGAAGAAUUUAGGACCUUGUUUGGAGGACUCAUCUCGAUGGCGAUUCAGGUGGUCAUUGUGCUCUAUGCUUAUAUUAUGCUAAAGAUAAUGAUAGAACGUAAUGACACAUCAAAAAGUGUGAACACAAUAGUGAGUGACAUACUAAACGACAAAUCUCCAGUAUCUCUCAAUACAACAGAUUUCUCGUUUGCAUUUGAUGCCUUUAUUCUUGACGAUGAUAAUUUCGAUUUCAACAAUAACGAAUACUUCGAAAUUGAGCUACUUCAAUGGAUUAAGCAGCCAGAUACUGGAGAACUAUCAUCCACUAAUAUUCCAUAUGAAAGAUGUGGAACAAGCCUGUUCCAAUACUACAACCAGACCGAGGUCCAAAAACUCGGAAUCCAAGAGUACUUGUGUCCUCUCUCACGCAACUACAUCGUGCAAGGGAACUCGCUGUCGACAGACUUCAUCUACCUGGAGUUCAACAUCGUGAAGUGCACGGAGGCCUGACCUGCUGACUUGGAAGAUAAGAUUAGUAGGCUCAGGGUGGAGAUCCCCUUCGUGAAUACUUACUUUGACUUUGAUGACUACACCAGUCCAGUCAAGACUUAUAUUGAUGGGAGACUUGUAGUCGACAUGCUUCCUGGCUAUGUCAAGAGAGAUGAUGUGUUUAUUCAAAAGAAUGAAGCUGAGAUCCAGGAUAGUUACUUUGCAUACCAGCCAGGAGGGUCCAAGAAGGAGUUCGUCGAAAUCCAUCGUGUUGACUCUCGACUUGCUGUUCAGAUCGAUGAUGUUGAUAAUACCAUUUACAAACUUCUUUUUGUGAAAGAUGCAGAGACCAAGUCUUAUGAGCGCCAGGUCUUCAGUUUGCUAGAAGUUACAGGAAACAUCGGUGGUUUAUUCGAAAUCCUUGAACGCACAGGAGGCUUCUUGGUAGCUCUAUUUUCUGGAAGAAUGUUCUUGUUCUCAAUUCUUACCAAACUUUACCAUGUCGAGGAUCCUGAAGACCAGCCUAAAGGAGAAAACAAUAGUAAGAUCAAGGUUCAGGAAGACCUCAAUGAUGGAUCUAGCCAUGUGAGCAAGAAUUCUAUAGAGAAUUUGAUCAAGCCGAAUGAAGUUCUGGCAAAUAAAGCUCACAAAGCUAUGAAAAGGAGAAUGAGAUAUCAUUGGAAGGUCUCAGACUUUGUGUAUAACUUCUUCUCUCCAAUCACUUGGCUUCUGUGUGGCUGAUGGAUGAAAAAGAACCGACUGAAUGCACAUACCAGGAUGAAGCUAUAUGAAAAAGGAGAGGCAAAGUUUCUAAACGAAUUUGAUGCAGUAUACUAUGCUAGAUGUAUGCGUAACCUCAACACUCUUGUUGGAUCUCUCAUGGAUGACAGCGAAAGGUUUAUGAUCACCUAUCAGAAAACCAACUGCAUUUCGGCAGAUGGAGAAACUGAGAGCGGUUAUAGUGAUGAUAACUAUGAUGGUGUCCCUAAAAUGUUUGCUAAAGCCAAAAAGAGACAGCAUCAAGUCAAAGUUGAUGAUUUCAUGGAAAGAUAUAAAAAAGAGACUUGGACAAGCAAGGAUUAUAGAUUGCUCAAUGGGAUAUUGAGUCAUGAGCAGCUAACCAAUAAGCAACUUUCUGAGCUUCAAGAUGAUAGAGACUCAACUAAGUUAUAUCAAGAAUAUGAAUGUGUUGAAACUGAAAACAUUACUAAUCUAUCAAAUAUGCACCCUCAAGAAGAAUCUAAAAUGCCAAGAGCUACAACCCCCCUUCAGUUUAACUUGAACUCUAUCAAUGCAAGAUCGCCAAAUCGCUUCAAUAAGAACUCUUCCAUUUUAGAAGAUGAUGAAUAUUAAACACCACUA